AUGCGUCAGGGCUCGCUGCCGCUGCUGUUGCUUGCUGCGGCGGCGGCAGUAGCGGCUGCCGCGGUUUCCGCCGAGCCGGCGUCGACGCUGUCCUGGCCGUCGCGGCCGGUGACGGUGCCGGUCGGGGACAGGGGCCACGCGGUGGACCUGCCGGAUACGGACCCGCGGGUGCAGCGCCGCGUCACGGGCUGGGCGCCCGAGCAGGUCGCCGUCGCGCUCUCCGCCGCGCCCACCUCCGCCUGGGUCUCCUGGAUCACAGGUACACCUCCCCGCACCCGGCACCCCCGCCGGCCACCACCCCACAAAAGAAAAAUCCAUUCUUUGGCCUGGAUUCUCUCCUCUCUCUGCCUGCAGAUCGACAUCGACGGUGGCUCAUCCAUUGAUCUGCCUGCAGGGGACUUCCAGAUGGGCGGCGCCGUCAAGCCGCUCGACCCGGCGCGCGGUUGGCAGCGUCGUGCGCUACAACCUCGCCGCCGACUCCCUCGUCCACGAGGCCACCGGGAGCCGCUCGUGUACAGCCAGCUGUACCCCUUCGAGGGCCUGCAGAACUACACCUCCGGCAUCAUCCACCAUGUCCGCCUCCAAGGCCUGGAGCCUGGGACCAGGUACUUCUACCGGUGCGGCGACCCGUCCAUCCCGGACGCCAUGAGCGACGUGCACGCGUUCCGGACGAUGCCGGCCGUCGGUUCCAAGAGCUACCCGGGGAGGAUCGCCGUGGUCGGGGACCUCGGGCUCACGUACAACACCACCUCGACGGUGGAGCACAUGGUGCGCAACCAGCCCGACCUGGUGCUUCUCCUCGGCGACGUCUGCUACGCCAACCUGUACCUGACCAACGGCACCGGGACCGACUGCUAUUCCUGCUCCUUCGCCAGCUCCACGCCCAUCCACGAGACCUACCAGCAGUACAUGGAGCCCGUGACGUCGAGCAUUCCGAUGAUGGUGGUGGAGGGCAACCAUGAGAUCGAGGAGCAGGUUCACAACAAGACGUUCGCGUUCCCGUCGGAGGAGAGCGGGUCUUUCUCCCCGUUCUACUACUCGUUCGACGUCGGCGGCAUCCAUUUCGUCAUGAUUGCGUCUUAUGCUGACUACAGCAGAUCAGGUGCGCAGUACCGAUGGCUGGAGGAGGACUUGGUGAAGGUGGACAGGUCAGUGACGCCGUGGCUGAUCGCCGGCUGGCACGCGCCCUGGUACACCACGUACAAGGCUCACUACAGGGAAGCCGAGUGCAUGAGGGUGGAGAUGGAGGAGCUCCUCUACGCCUACGGCGUCGACGUCGUCUUCACCGGCCAUGUGCACGCGUACGAGCGGUCGAACCGGGUAUUCAACUACACGCUGGACGCGUGCUGCCCCUUGUACAUCUCGGUGGGCGACGGCGGCAACCGCGAGAAGAUGGCGACGGCACACGCGGACGAUCCGGGCCACUGCCCGGACCCGGCGUCGACGCCGGACCCCUUCAUAGGUGGCCGCCUCUGCGCGACCAACUUCACGACGGGCCCCACCGCGGGGCGCUUCUGCUGGGACCGCCAGCCAGGCUACAACGCGUACAGGGAGAGCAGCUUUGGGCACGGCGUGCUGGAGGUGAAGAACGACACGCACGCGCUCUGGCGGUGGCACCGCAACCAGGACCUCAACGCCGACGUCGCCGCCGACGAGGUCUACAUCGUCAGGGAGCCUGACAAGUGCCUCGCCAAGUCAACCAGAUUAUUGGCCUAUUGA
Molecule: messenger RNA, 1719 nt
Organism: Miscanthus lutarioriparius
Lineage: Eukaryota; Viridiplantae; Streptophyta; Magnoliopsida; Poales; Poaceae
Source: the annotation of a GenBank genome assembly